GGCGGGGGCCCGGUGAUGGGCAAGUCCGUGGCCCGCGGCACGCGCCAGCAGCAGCUCAGCAAGAAGGCCGGGAAGCUCAAGAAGGAACGAGCGCCCCGGGCUCGGGAGGCGGCCUCGAAGGUGGACGCCUGCGACCGCUUCCCGUGGAUGAGCGUGCUGGAGAAGAUUGCCGUGAAGCCGGGGACCGUGCUGUUGUACCAGCGGACCCUCCGCCUCUUCCUCGACUUCUGUCGCGUGGCGAAGGUGAGCUGGGUGGACGCGCCCGGGCUGGACGACGUGGUGGUGGAGUAUCUGAACUCCAUGUACAUGGAGGGCCACGGGGCCGACGAGGCGAGCCGGCUCUUGGCAGCGCUGGGCUAUGUCUUCCCCGAGUUGUACAAGAAGACGCGGGCCCUGCUGCCGAGGGCGACCCGGUGCGCAGUCAGCUGGUGUCGGCGGACGCCAGCGCAGUCCCGGCUCCCCCUGCCACGCCUGGCGGCGUUGGCGAUCGCGGGAGGCAUGAUCAUGCUCGGGCUCCCGCGGAUGGCGAUCAUGGUUGCGGCAUCGCACGUCUGCUACCUGCGGCCUAUCGAGGCGAUGGCGCUCCUCGGCAAGAGCAUCGUCGCCGCGGUCCCAGUGGCAGGUGCUGGCUACACCAUGAUGGGCUUAGUGCUGCACGAGACCUCCCUCGGCAUCCCCGGCAAGACGGGGGCCUUCGACGACGCUGCGACGAUCGACGAGCAGUGGUUGUGGGAGCCCCUUCUCGGCCUGAAGCAGGACGUGUUCAUCGCAGUGGCCGAGGGUCUGGGGUUAGGACCCUUCGACCCACAUCCGUAUCAGCUACGACACGGAGGGGCGUCGGAGGACCUGGCGGCCAGAAAGCGAACGCCAGAACAAGUCAUGCGCCGGGGUCGCUGGACGACAGUGGCCUCUUUGAAGAGGUACGGGAAGGAGACCAAGCUGUUGCGCGUGAUCAACCAAAUCUGUCCGUCCGUCUUCAUCUUCGGCAGCGCGGUGCACCAGAGCUUCGCCGAGGCCAUCAAGUUCGGG
Messenger RNA from Prorocentrum cordatum, 1029 nucleotides. The record is from the annotation of a GenBank genome assembly. NCBI's taxonomy places the organism in Eukaryota, Dinophyceae, Prorocentrales, Prorocentraceae.